Amoebophrya sp. A25 is the source of this 2563-nucleotide messenger RNA. NCBI's taxonomy places the organism in Eukaryota, Dinophyceae, Syndiniales, Amoebophryaceae. The record is from the annotation of a GenBank genome assembly.
GUGCAACUUGUUAUUAAGAUUGAUCCUAGGACAAGGGCCCAUGUGAAAAGAAUAGGUGGAGAGUAUUUGGCACCCAAAAGAGCAUACCUAGGUACUUACUUCCAUGACCAACAUGCACAUGCCUAGUACCCGUGUUUUUGCUUGCGCAUGUGGUCGCGGUUGUCGGAUCCAGAACGAGCAAGAAUAAUUCCUCGCAACAUCCGAGACUGUCCAUUCGCUGAUUCGAGUCGAGCGAUAAAGUCCUGUCUUUGGAACGAGUCCCACGCUUUUAUUCCCCAUUUGAUGUAGCUCUUCUUGGGAAGAAUGCAGCCUAUCAGCAUACGUAGCUUUUCAGCAGUUGUUUGUCUACUUGUCUGCUGUGGUACGACUCACGCUGAGGACAAAUUCGAGUGGUUUCGGUGUGACAGCUGUCGCGCAACUUUUCAUCAGAUUGAUAAGAAAGUUAUGGAAAAGGAAGCGAUCAUUUGCUUUUGGAGCUUUUCACUGGCAUACUCGUUGGAGUAGUAGAAGUGUGCCUAUCUUCAUCUUCUAAGUCGUCUUUUUCUUCCUCGGUCGUCAAGCUUUUUUGUCUCGUGAAGAUCAUGAUCUCCCACUUCUGAAACCUAGAAAUUUUUAUUUCCUUCUUUUGUAGUCAUGCUCUUACAAAAAAAUACAAAAAUCCUUCACAGAUUUUUACCCGGUCUAUGAGACUCUAAACCAUUUUCCGACUUGACUCCCUCUCGACGGCGAAACUUCAAGAGCUACGAGUUUCUCGAGUUGGUUGAAGAUGUCUGUGAAAAAUUUGACAAGCGCACCUACGGCGUGAAGCAGUAUGAGGGGAAGUAUUAAGGCAAAAAAUAUUUGCGCCUUGCUGGGUAGUACUGUUGGAAUUGUGUCGUCCCGCUGGUAGCCUAGGAGUACUCCUCGGUCGGAAUGCCAAUUUUUAAUCAAUCACCUUGGGAAGCGUCUUGUUAAUCCUAGGAAGGCGCGUCUUUGGCUCCUUUUUCGAUGGAAAAAGGCGUCAAAGAUGCUGACUGUUCAAGAUGAAUCAUGUAGGUAACAAGGUCUAACAGUACUACCUGUUCGGGCCUGGCAUCAUUGACCACUUGGGAGACGACAAGGGAUUUGGUCAGAUGGGCAUGGGAGACUACGACCAACGUAUGCAGAGUUACUUUAUGGUAAACAUUUAGUUUUCGUUACUCAUGAUACUCCUUAACCCCAUCAAGGAUCGUAAGGGUAGGCGUACUUUUAUCACGAUUGGGGGACUGUAUCGUCCCGGCGGUAGACUAGGAAAACUACUUGGGAUGACAAUUUAUCAAACGUCUACGGAUCUUCAGGGGCGCUUCUAGUAGUUGACAGGCUAUAAAUAAACUAAUAUAGUGAGGAUACAACCCUUCGUUCCUUCUAAAGGAACUUGAAGUCUUCGUUCUAACGACUGUCACAUGUUCGCGGAAAAAGUAGGCGAAGACAAGCUCAUGUCCAUGGCAGGUAUCGGACAACAUGCGGAAGCGGCGAGCAGUAAGGGGAUUUUAUGCAACAGUCCUGAUGUACUCCUCUACAAGCACAGAAAUUAUUAAUCUUCUGUGCCUUUUGUUUUCGCAGUCCUUAAAUCUAACCCUAAAUAAAUAUGAACAUGGAGAUUAACGGACGAGCAGUAGCAGGAGGGAUCUAAGACUGAUACAACCAUCAAUCUCAAUUUUUCUGCACUACAGUCUGACGCUAUCAGGUGUCUAACAAGUGAUUUCCUCUAAUGCCCGACGUGCAGGAGCUGUGCAACGUUGAGUGUGCCAGUUCAAUGAUUAAGGCUACAAGAAAUCCAUCUUCACAGGCAUCCCGGUCCCGUUUUUAAAGGGAAAAGGGGACCCAAGAUGCUGCUGAAGCUGGACUUCUACGGUUUAGGUCUAAAAUGAGCGGCGCCUCAGAUCCAGAGGAAGUGACGAAAAAAAGGAAGCGAGACAAGGGAAAGAAGAGCCGCAAGAAGAUCGAGAAGCAGAACAAGGGUGAGUCAGGAAAUGGUGAUGGAGGUACACCUACUGUUUCCACUUCUACUGGUACUUCUAAGGGUCAUGUGAAGACUUCAGGCACUCCUUCAGGUUCCUCGGGUGCUGGUGCGAGUGGAGGACGAAUGCAAGACGAUAGAAGAAAUAAUGAUAAAGGUACACCCUCAAGAGCAUCAACAACUCAACAUAGCAAGACGCCAUCGUCUGUGGGUCGCGGAGAAACACAACCGCGUCUAGAAAAAAACAAAGAAGAGAAGACAGCCUUUCGGUCCGCACUGGCUUCUAGUCCUGCUACACUGGCAUUGGCGGACAUGCAGGGAGCUUUAAAGAGCAUGAGAGUGUCCGAUUUACAGAAGCUGUCGUCUGCUAUAACUGAAGAACUUGCUUCAAGGGUACGCGCCUCUGCGGACGAGCUCUGAUUAAUGAUUGGGAGAUUGGGAAGAUGAUCAUUAUGUCGGGUUCUUCUUCCUGAUGAUCAUGAUUUAGGUUUCAUCUUGUUCCACAACAGCUUUAUUCACAAGAAACAACUGUCAGAAUGAAUUGUGUACUAUAAAAGCUCUCAGGCUGUGCAUCUUCGGAAAGAU